GGUAAAAGAUUCCUAUUACGUAGUGGUUAUACCAGGCUUGUAGAUCGACUGUCUACCUUCCCUUGCAUCACCAUGUCGAACAAAGUAGAGAUUGAUGCGAAUGAAUAUCACAAGUUGCGCGUUGCAACAGUCCAAGAAUGGCGUCGAAACAAGACUGCCUACCCACAUAAGUUCACGACCAACAUGAAUAUUGAGGAAUUUAUCAACAAAUAUGAUCACCUCACUGCUGGUCAAUAUGUGGAAAACGAAGAGGUGCGCAUUGCAGGUCGCAUUACUCGUAUGGCCUCCAGUUCUUCGAAAUUGCGUUUCUACGAUGUGCGCUCCAACGGUGUAAGAUUGCAGGUUUUCGUAAACUACGAAUACCACAAUGCUAGCAGUGGCGAUUUUAUGGAAAUACACAACUCAUUGAAACGUGGUGAUGUUGUGGGUAUCGUUGGUUUCCCAGGCCGUUCUAAGAGGGGCGAGCUUAGUAUAUUCUUGCGCGAAGUUCGCCUGCUUACACCUUGCUUACAUAUGCUUCCCGAUAAAUCUGGUCUCAAGGAUCCGGAUACAAGGUUCCGUCAGCGUUAUUUGGACAUGAUAAUGAAUGAAGAUGCAAUGAACGUUAUGUUUACCCGUUCUCGUAUAGUAUCAUAUACUCGCAACUUCUUCAGUCAACGUGGUUUCAUGGAGGUUGAAACUCCAACUCUUAAUGUACAGUGUGGUGGAGCUUCAGCGCGCCCCUUCAUCUCACAUCACAACGACCUGGACAUUGAUUUGUUCCUACGCGUAGCUCCUGAGUUGCCCUUGAAAAUGAUUGUUGUUGGUGGUUUUGAAAAGGUCUUCGAGAUUGGCAAGUGCUUCCGCAACGAGGGCAUCGAUAUGACUCACAACCCCGAAUUCACUAGUUGUGAGUUUUACUGGGCAUAUGCUGAUUACAACGACCUGAUACAAUUGACUGAGGAGUACCUUAGUUCACUGGUUCUUGAAUUGCAUGGUGGCUAUACUCUCCCUUACCAUCCAGAUGGCCCUGAAGGACCCGAGAUCAUUUUGGACUUCAAGCCACCGUAUGAUCGCAUUUCACUAAUCGAUGCGCUUAAGCAAGGUACUGGUAUCGAUUUCGUCCCACCUUACAACUCGGAUGAAAACUGUGAGAAGUACCGUGAAGCCAUCAAGGCAGCUGGACUCGAAAUGCCUAAACCUGCUACACCCGCCAAGUUGUUGGACAAGCUUGUAGGCCACUAUAUAGAAGACCGCAUUGGCAACCGUCCUGCUUUUAUAAUGGACCAUCCACAGUGCAUGUGUCCCUUAUCUAAAUGGCACCGUUCUAAGGAGGACCUAUGUGAGCGUUUCGAGCUCUUUGUUUGCGGCCGUGAACUCAUCAAUGCAUACACUGAGCUCAACGACCCAUUCAAGCAGCGCGAAUGCCUCCAAGAACAGAGCAAGGCUAAGAGCAUGGGUGACGACGAAGCCCAGGAUGUUGAUGAAGGUUACUGCGUUGCUCUUGAAUAUGGGCUACCUCCAACUGCCGGUUGGGGUGUUGGUCUCGACCGUCUAACCAUGUUUAUGAGCGACCGCAACAACAUUAAGGAAGUUCUCUUCUUCCCUACGAUGAAACCACUGCCUACUAACACUCCAUCUUCUGGAUCUAAAUCCGGUAGUACUGCCACUGAAAAGGAGGCUGAAUCAGCUAGUACCGCCUGCCCCGCGCCUUCCACUCCAAGUGAGGCCGCCGAGUGAAA
This is a messenger RNA of Babesia bovis T2Bo, 1721 nucleotides long. Its product is annotated as putative lysyl-tRNA synthetase. Gene Ontology annotation, molecular function: tRNA binding; ATP binding; lysine-tRNA ligase activity. Lineage: Eukaryota; Apicomplexa; Aconoidasida; Piroplasmida; Babesiidae. Bases 73 to 1719 code for a protein of 548 amino acids. The transcript has 6 exons. Gene Ontology annotation, cellular component: cytoplasm; cytosol. Gene Ontology annotation, biological process: lysyl-tRNA aminoacylation. The record is from RefSeq and is a predicted model, not a curated record.